Messenger RNA from Penaeus monodon (black tiger shrimp), 390 nucleotides. RefSeq lists its product as uncharacterized. NCBI's taxonomy places the organism in Eukaryota, Metazoa, Arthropoda, Malacostraca, Decapoda, Penaeidae. The transcript has a single exon. Bases 1 to 390 code for a protein of 129 amino acids. The record is from RefSeq and is a predicted model, not a curated record.
AUGGGGGAAUUAGAUGCUGAAUCAACCCUUGCUGAACUCCGCAUAGUAAUUGACAGCUUAGCUAGCGACAAAGCACCUGGUACAGAUGGUAUUCCAUCAGAUCUCAUCAGCUGCUGCAAAGACACUUUACUACAGCCUCUUCACGACGUCCUAUGCCAGUGUUGGAGAGAGGGAGAUGUGCCACAAGACAUGAGAGAUGCCAAGAUCAUCACCCUCUACAAGAAUAAGGGUGACAGGAGCGAUUGUAACAACUACAGACGUAUGUCUCUCCUGAGCAUCGUGGGAAAACCCUAUGCCCGUGUCAUGCUUGUGCACCUCCAGAAACUUGCUGGGGUGUCUACCCCGAAUCAGAGUGCGGCUUCUGAGCUGAACGCUCCACAGUGGACAUGA